UCCAACAGAUAUGUAGCGACAUAAGUAUAACAUUGAAUCAAACGGAGCUAAGAAAUUCAGAUCAGUUUUAAACGCGGUCUAACAGACAACGCGCGUUCAAUUUUUUGCAAUAUUUAAUAGAAUAACUCUGUUAUUUCCGUGAAAAUCAAAUCAUGAAGCUACUCAUCAUCUGGGCGUUCGUCGCUCUAACAGCAGUUCACGCCAGGACGGCAGUCAGACAACAGCCCUUAUCACCUCGGAUCACGUCACUCACUGAUAAGGAUGCCAGACAAAAGGCCAGAUCACACCCAGCUUUUGCCAAUGCAGGGACACGCGCUGGUCUCGAAUUGUGGAGAAUUGAGAACUUCGAACCAGUAGUGGUGCCUGCAACAGAUGUGGGCAAAUUCUACAAAGGAGACUCAUACAUUGUCCUGAAGACGACCGCAGACAAGCGCAACAACCUAUCCUGGGACAUUCAUUACUGGAUUGGUUCUGAGAGCAGCCAGGAUGAGUCAGGCGCGGCUGCCAUCUUGACAGUUGGCUUGGACGACAAGUUUGACGGCAAGGCUGUGCAGCACAGGGAGACUAUGGGCUAUGAGAGCCAGCAGUUCCUGAACUAUUUCCCUGGAGGAGCGGUCCGCUACAUGGAUGGUGGUCAUCAGUCAGGGUUCAACCACGUGGAGACCAACCCUGGCGCAGAGAAGCGACUCUUCCAAGUUAAGGGCAAAAAGAAUAUCAGGGUGAGGCAGGUGGAUCCCCUCAUCUCCUCAAUGAACAAAGGCGACUGCUUCAUCCUGGACAUCAACAACGACAUCUUCGUCUACGUUGGAGAAAAAUCAAAGAACGUGGAACGACUGAAGGCAAUCUCUAUGGCCAACCAGAUCAGAGACCAGGACCAUAAUGGGAGAGGCCGUGUUGAAAUUAUUGAUCAAUACUCCAGUGAAGUGGAUGUUCAGAAAUUCUUCACCAAUCUUGGCUCAGGAUCCAAGGACCUGGUACCAGAAGAGAGUGCUGGUGGCGAUGACCAGACCUUUGAGAAGAAGGAAGAGAGCUCAGUAAUCCUGUCAGAGGUUUCGGACAGCACUGGAAAACUGAAGAUCACUCCCCUCCCUGCACCAUUCCGUCAAGAACAGUUGAAGCCUCAGGAAACCUACAUCCUAGACACAGUCAGUGGAAGCAUAUAUGUUUGGGUUGGAAAGCAAGCCACACAAAAGGAAAAAACCGAGGCAAUGGCGAAGGCGCAACAAUAUUUGACUGCUAAAAACUAUCCAUCUUGGGUGCACGUAGCCCGGAUUCCCCAGGGAACUGAACCUGCUAUCUUCAAGCAGUACUUCGCCACGUGGCGCGAUGUAGGCAUGUCCCACUCUCGCAUCGUUCGAGCCACUGGUGAUGACAGCUAUGUAGAAGAGACAAUCCCUAAACUUCUUACUGACCGCUACAGCCUGUACAAUGCAGUCAUGGAGUUAGAAGGGGUCAUGAAUUACAGGAAAAUAAGUGCAUUUACCCAGAAGGACUUGAAAGAAAAUAAGGUGUACUACCUGAUAGACAAUAAUAGUGACGAUUCAUACUUCUGGAUCGGUAGACUCGUCCCUAAUACCGAAAAAGUUAUAAGUUCAUUGAACCGUUACAUAAACCUUAUGUCGUUUAGUACUGGUAGAAAUUAUACAAUAUACAGGCAAGGAGAGGAAUCACCGAGAUUCCUUGCGGCAUUUCCUGGAUGGGAUAAUCGGAUGUGGCAGAAACGUGCGAGAAGAUUACAGAGGCUGCAGGCUAACGAAGAGAUGAGAAGUAAUCUAAUUCCAGAUUCUUAAUGAUCAUGUUGUACUACACUUAUUAUGUUAUAUAACAAAAAUUAUAUACCUGCCUGUUAUACAAUGUAAUACAUAAUAAGGAAAAGCAAUUUAUACGUAGUAGGUAUAACAAUAAAAUAUGAAUAAAUGUUUUAUUA
Messenger RNA from Maniola jurtina (meadow brown), 1927 nucleotides. RefSeq names its product gelsolin-like. The record is from RefSeq and is a predicted model, not a curated record. Bases 153 to 1790 code for a protein of 545 amino acids. Lineage: Eukaryota; Metazoa; Arthropoda; Insecta; Lepidoptera; Nymphalidae. Gene Ontology annotation, molecular function: phosphatidylinositol-4,5-bisphosphate binding; actin filament binding. The transcript is spliced from 16 exons. Gene Ontology annotation, biological process: barbed-end actin filament capping; actin polymerization or depolymerization; actin filament severing. Gene Ontology annotation, cellular component: cytoplasm; actin cytoskeleton.